AGUAGCUGUUGUUUUGGUAGUUCGUCAGAAUAAGUUGAAGCUCCGUGAACAUCGUGGAUGACCUCUGAUCUCAGCGGGUAAAUCAUGUCGGUGAAGCACGCUCUGAACCGGGGGCUGGCUCUGGGCCGGUCGCUCCUCCAGCGGGGUCUCCUCAAACCGGCGGUCCGAGUCGCAGCGAAGCUCCGGGGGGACCGCGUAGGCCCCGCGGCCCGCACCGCUCAGCCUCGGUCUUUCCUGCCGGCUCGGUACCGCUUCUACCGCAGCUCCCUGCGGGGCCUGGCCGCCCAGCUCCAGGCCUCUGCCCUCAGGAGGAGGUUCAUCGGCGGCUUCCCCAGGAACAGGGCCGUGUUCUUAGCGUUCGGUCUCGGCGUGGGACUCAUCGAACAGCAGCUGGAGGAGGACAGGACGACUGCGGCGACAUGUCAGGAGAUCCAGGCCGUGUUCAGAAAGAAAAGAUUUCAGACGCCACCCAAGCCGUUCAACUCUGGAUAUAAACUGGAGGAUUACAUUACUGGGAACCAGGUUGGCAAAGGCUCCAAUGCGGCUGUGUACGAGGCUGCGGCUCGGUUUGCGAAGGAGAGUGACGGCCAGCGCUCGCUGCUGCAGCUUAGAGAAGAGGAGGAGGAGGAGGAAGGAGAGAAAGGUCGUUCUCUGACUUGCUGCUCACUCAGAAACUUCCCCCUGGCUAUCAAGAUGAUGUGGAACUUUGGGCCAAGUUCAUCGAGCGAGGAUAUUUUAAAAUCCAUGUCCCAGGAGCUGGUGCCUGCCGGCGCUCUGGCCUUAAAGCAGGAGAAGGAACAAGUCACUCUGGAUGGGGACUUUGGAGUUCUGCCUAAAAGAGUGUCGGCACAUCCUAAUGUGAUCACAGUGUACCGGGCUUUCACAGCCGACGUUCCAUUGCUACCAGGAGCCCUGGAAGAGUAUCCAGAUGUGCUGCCAUCCAGGCUGAACCCGAACGGUCUGGGCAACGAUUGCACUCUUUUCCUGGUCAUGAAGAACUAUCCGUGCACACUGCGACAGUACCUGGAGGUGUCCACGCCAGGCGGCAGGCAGGGCGCCCUGAUGGUGCUGCAGCUGCUCGAGGGCGUCGACCAUCUGUGCAGACAGGGCGUCGCUCACAGGGACCUCAAGUCAGACAACGUGCUGUUGGAACUCGACUCAGCAGGUUGCCCUCGUCUAGUGAUUACUGAUUUUGGCUGCUGCCUGGCCCAGAGGAACUCCAGUCUGCAGUUGCCCUUCAAAGGUCCGGGGGUCAGCAGGGGAGGGAAUCCUUCGCUCAUGGCGCCUGAGGUGAUCACUGCAGUUCACGGAUCUGAUGUGGUGAUUGACUACAGCAAAGCAGAUGCUUGGGCCGUGGGCGCCAUCUCCUACGAGAUAUUCGGCCAGUGCAACCCGUUCUAUCGAGCAGUGGGACUGGAGAGCAGGAGCUACGAGGAGAAGCAGCUUCCCCCGCUGCCCUCUGGUGUCCCAGUCGCUGUGCAGCUAGUGACCCGGUUACUCCUCAGGAGGAACCCGAGCAAGCGCCCCAGCGCCCGUGUUGCAGCCGACAUGCUACAUCUCAGCCUCUGGGGGCAGGAGGUGCUGGCUGACCAGGGCAGUGCCGGUAUGAGGGAGUUGGUCAAUUGGCUGCUGUGCCAAACUGCUGUGGUUCUCCUGAAGGGCUGCAGAGGACCCAGUGGGAAGAGCGUGGAGGCGGAGCUUCAGAGGAGCUUCCUGUCUAACCUGGAGCUGGAGGACCUGCGCUCUGCUGUGGGCUUCCUGCUGUACGGACAGCGUCCGGCCAUGAUACUGUCUGCAUAGAUACGCACAAUUCAUAACUUCAUAAGGAUAGACUUCUAAAAGAGGACUGACUACUGAGUACUCAAAUAGAAUUAGGUAACUUACUCAGUACUCAUUUAAAAAUGUAGUACUCCUGUAGUAGUAGAGACUAGUGAGUACUCAGGGGUUCGAACUAUAUUUGCAAAAGACAAAUGCAAAUAUUUUAGAUUUAAAUAACAAUAUUUGAUACUUGUUAAACUGCUGUGUUGGGUGACAUUAGAUUUUUCCUAGUUGCAGGUAACACUCGACACACGUUUGUCCAUCAAGCAGCUGGAGUCUGGACGGUUUCGGGUCAAACAAGCACUUAUUCUCUUAUUUUGCACAAUGUAACGACACCGUCCUCGGGUUUAAACUAAACUAUCACGUGAGUCAUGAUGAUGGACAGCGUGAGAUCGACCCUAUGGAUGUUUUUGUUGUUUGGGUUUGCACUUUAUCUCCAUGUUUGCACUCAGAGCCAAGUUUGUUUUGUUGCUAUAUUAUAUAUAAUGCAGAUUAUACUCUGGGAAAUGUAUUUCUAUGAUUUGAAUAGAGAAAAGCUAUCAUCUCCUAUCGAUACCAGUCAGUUAAGCACCUUAUUAAUAAUCAUAUGUGGCGGGUUGGGGGAUUAUUUUCAUACCAAAGAUUGACAGAAAUAUUUUGGAUAUAUGUAGAUUGUUCUGCUGUGUUUUAGAAUAAAGGAAUCUGUUUGAAAGUA
Molecule: messenger RNA, 2512 nt
Organism: Pleuronectes platessa (European plaice)
Lineage: Eukaryota; Metazoa; Chordata; Actinopteri; Pleuronectiformes; Pleuronectidae
Gene: pink1
Product: PTEN induced kinase 1
Exons: 8
Coding region: 85-1800 (571 amino acids)
Biological process (GO): autophagy of mitochondrion; positive regulation of mitochondrial fission; regulation of apoptotic process
Cellular component (GO): mitochondrion
Molecular function (GO): protein serine/threonine kinase activity; ATP binding
Source: RefSeq, a predicted model, not a curated record